AUGCGUAGAAUUCGCACAUUUCUGGUAUUUGCCAGUUUUGGACAAUUCGGAACCCCGCCUGCAAGUGCCAGUGCCCCAACACCAGAGGCAUUUGUCAGUUACUCAAUUGAGUUCUCCUCCUUUCCAGACUUCGCAGGGAACAAUUCCUCCCCAAACAAAUUUUCCAACAAUCUUCUGAGCAAUCUCGGAAAGCUCACGGGGACGAAGCCACACAUACGAGUAGGAGGCAAUACCCAAGACUAUGCUCUCUACAAUGCAAGCCUAGAGACAGCCAUCAAUGGGACCUACAAUCUCAAGAGAUCCGCGGAUUACCCGACCACCAUCUUCAUCGGCCCCUCCUAUUUUGAAUCCUACAGCACUUGGCCAGACACAAAGUUCACUCACGGCUUCAAUCUGGGACUUGAAGGCAACAACUCAGCCGGAUGGGAAACCUUGCUCGACACAGUACCCUUAGCCUGCAAAGCCUUGAGCAACGGAAGACUCCUUAUGUGGGAGUACGGAAACGAGCCAGACCUCUAUUCGACAUCUUCUCAAGGUCCCGUGAGACUUCCAUCGUGGCACGAAUCCGAAUAUGUGGCACAAUGGCUGAACGGAACUCGUGCAAUCAAGGCUCAGCUUCAGAAAUACUGCCCUGAUAUGGUCUCAAACGACACGUACGGAUAUAUGGCGCCUUCUUUUGCCGGCACAAAUAAUCAUUUGAAACCGCUUCUUACCUGGCAAGAAGGUCUCGAUCAGGACCGAAACAUCAAGCUCAUUUCGUCACACAACUACAUCGGCGGCGCAACACAACCUGGCGUAACAUUGCAAGGCACAUUAAUGAACCACACCUCAACCGUACACUCCAUCUCCUCACAAAUCAACGAAUCCAACUACCUAGCGUAUACCGGCAUUCCCUUCAUUCUGGGUGAGACGAACUCUCUGUACAAUGAAGGCGCACCCAGCCUCUCAAACUCCUUUGGUGCCGCCCUCUGGGGUCUGGAUUUCAAUCUCUGGUGUGCCUCCGUCGGCAUCCGUCGCGUGCACAUGCAUCAAGGAACCGACUACCGCUACGCCAGCUGGCAGCCCAUUCUGACCAGCAAAACAACGAUCGGUACAAAGCCUCCAUAUUAUGGGAAUAUCGCUGUCGCAGCUAUGCUUGGAAAGUUGACUGCUGGUGCUGUCCGGAUUGCGAAUCUACCGCUGGAGAGCGAGUUUGAGGCUGCAUAUGCGGCUUAUGUGGAUGAGAAGUUGGCGAGAAUUGCAGUGAUUAAUAUGCGAGCUUAUAAUUAUACUGUCAAUGGAACAUCUUCGGUGUUGAAUCCGGUCAAAAGACCCAGUCAGGAGUAUUCAUUUGAGGUGCCAGAAGGGUCUGAGGUUGAGGUGAAGAGGUUGUAUGCUAAUGGGAGUGAUGCGAUCAGUGGGAUUACGUGGGAUGGGUGGAGUUACAAUUGGGAGUUGGAUCAUGGGAAGCCGAUUAAAUUGCAUAAUGUGACUGUUGGGGAGUGCCUGAGAGCACAGGGAGGGAUGUUGAAUCUCACGGUGGAAGACUCGACUGCUGUGAUUCUGAACUUCUGAUGAUAUUUCGGUCCGAAAUAUCAUUAGUAAAAGCAUAAGCGUUUGGACAACAUAAUAUUCAAACUUGCU
This is a messenger RNA of Hyaloscypha bicolor E, 1623 nucleotides long. Its product is annotated as glycoside hydrolase family 79 protein. The transcript is spliced from 4 exons. The coding region runs from base 1 to 1554 and encodes 517 amino acids. Lineage: Eukaryota; Fungi; Ascomycota; Leotiomycetes; Helotiales; Hyaloscyphaceae. The record is from RefSeq and is a predicted model, not a curated record.